This is a messenger RNA of Zophobas morio, 1213 nucleotides long. RefSeq names its product poly(rC)-binding protein 3-like. Lineage: Eukaryota; Metazoa; Arthropoda; Insecta; Coleoptera; Tenebrionidae. The record is from RefSeq and is a predicted model, not a curated record. Bases 239 to 1159 code for a protein of 306 amino acids. The transcript has 10 exons. Gene Ontology annotation, biological process: regulation of gene expression. Gene Ontology annotation, molecular function: mRNA binding. Gene Ontology annotation, cellular component: nucleus; cytoplasm.
UUGCAAUCACAGCUUUAGGUAACGUCAAGAUAAAUGCUUGACUCUAAGGCACUAAAUAGUCUCGGUUUUAAAACGUAAUUCUACUUUGCAACGACCUCAUGAAGGCAUUCCAGGUUCCUAUCGUGGACAUUUAACGAGUAGAAAAAGAAUUAAAAACAACGAUAGAAAUUUUCACACUAUACAUAAAAGCACCUUGCUUUAUCAACGUCCUUAUUCUCGAGUAGCGAAAAAUUCCAACAUGUUCGAGCCUCAUCCUUACAACAUUGACGGAAAGUUAUCUUUGAGAUGUUUAGUGACUAAUAAAGAAGCCAGUUCGUUAAUUGGUAAAGGAGGAAGUAUUAUAACUUCUCUUCGUCAACAAACGGGCUGUCGGCUUUCGGUUAGUGAAUCUGCCACCAGCAAAGUUACAGAACGCAUUUUAUUUGUUUCUGGAUUUAUACAUCAACUCCAACACGCUUUUUCUUUUAUCCUGUCUAAGUGGGAUUCCGAAUUAGCGGAGCACGAAUCUUAUUAUGCCCCUCUACCCCCGAAGCCUACCCUUACCCUGCUUGUUCCGAACCACCAGGCGGGGGCACUUAUUGGAAAAGGUGGAAAAAGGAUCUCCUUGAUCCGCGAACACACUGGUGCUAGAGUUAGUUUGUCUUCUGGAUGUCUUCCCGAGUCUACUGAACGCACCUGCUCUAUCACCGGCACACCCAGUGAAGUUGUGAACUGUUUAACUGAAAUCCUCAGUUUUUUAGGCAAGAUCGACAUCACAGAAGUCGUGUUCUAUGCGCCGGUGGGCGUUCUUAGCCAUCAUAGCGACCUCGCGACAUAUGCUCCUCUCCCCCCUUACUUUCUGAGUGAAACGCUUGACUGCCUGGCAGGCUCCAGCAAUGGUGUUGAGGGUAACUUUGUGGAUGGAGCAAAUGAAGAAUCUACAAUGAAAGUAGUCCGCGUGCUCAGUGAGUUUGUCGGUGCAAUAAUUGGCCGAGAAGGCGCCCGAAUCCGGGAUAUUCGGGAGAAUACCGGAGCUAAAAUUAAAAUACAAAAUGCUCUGCGGGAGGGAGCCUACAGAAGCGUUAGGAUUAUGGGGACUUAUCAAGCCUGCGAGCACGCCUGUUUUUUAAUUAACGAAAUCAUCGAGGAAGAAAUUUCUAAAAAAACAGCAAUCCCCUGAAUUAUAGUAACUUGGUUUUGUUAGGCCAAGAAAAUUUUCUCUACCUUUUAAAUA